Molecule: messenger RNA, 4767 nt
Organism: Platichthys flesus (European flounder)
Lineage: Eukaryota; Metazoa; Chordata; Actinopteri; Pleuronectiformes; Pleuronectidae
Product: ice-structuring glycoprotein-like
Exons: 1
Coding region: 434-4333 (1299 amino acids)
Source: RefSeq, a predicted model, not a curated record
UACAACUGGUCCCACAGCUGGUCCAACAACUGGUCCCACAGCUGGUCCCACAGCUGCUCCUACAGCUGGUCCAACAAACAACCCAACAACAGGAAGCCCAAUCGCAGCACCACCUGGCCAAAUCUCAAAUACAACAGUGGCAAGCCUGACAGCAGCAGCAACGGCAGCAGCAGCAGCAGUAGCAGCAGCAGCAGCAGCUACAGCAGCAGCGGCUGGAGCAGCCUCUUCAGGAUCAGAUGCGGAAGAUGCAGUAGCAGCUGCAGUAGCCGCGGUCACUGCUGCAUUGAAUGCAGCUGCAGCUUCUGAAGGACCACUAGCAGGACUAUCACCUGCCUAUGCUGUUGAAACAGCAGUCAAAGCAGCUGACAAAGCAAAAUUAGCAAUAAAUGCAGCGCUAAAAGCAGCUUCAUCAGCCCCAGCAUCAAGAGCAGAAAUGUUACGAAAUAUAGUCGAGGCUGCAGCGAAUAUUUCAGCUGCAGCAGAUAAGGUAGCUGCAGCUGUUGUUGCAGCUGCCAAUUCAACAACAGCAGUUUCAGCAAAGUUAGUUGCAGCAGCUGCAACAGAUGCAGCAGAGGCUGCAUCAAGAGCUCUAGCUGCAUUGCAGGUAGCAUUAUCAGAAAACAAAAAUGCAACAUCCGAAACCAACACAAACUCACCAUUUGUGCAAGCAUCAAUGUUAGCAGCAGAAAAAGCAGCAGAAUUGGCUGCAGCAACAGCAAUGAAAGCAAAAGAAGCAGCUGAAGCUGCGUCAGAUGCAGCAACAGCAACAUCUGUAGCUGAGUCAAUCGAUAAGGCAAGAGAAGCAGCUGUCAAAGCCAGGGAAGCGUCACUGAUUGCAAAGGCCGCUGCAAAAGCAGGAGAAACCGCAGCGUCUGCUGCUGCUGCCGCAACUGCCAUUUCUGUUGCAACGCCACUGAUUCCCACAACAACAGCACCAACAACAAUGAUGACAACUACAGGAUUAUCUACUACUACCACAACUACAACAAUACCUUCAUCACUACCACUAACAUCACCCACACCAGCGUUCACAUCAGGAGCAACAACUAUACAGCCAACAACAGACGGCGCAACAACAACACAAUCAACAACAGCAUCGCCCAUAACAAUGUCACCGAGAGGAACAGCAACAGUGAAAGCAGUAUCCGUGGCUGCAGCAGCAGCAGCUACUGCAGCAGCAGCAGGAGGAGCCACUUCUGUAGUGGCUGGAGCCACAACAAGCCCAGUUGCAGCAAAAGCCAUAAAAGCUGCACAAGAUGCAGCCAGAGCUGCCAUAUUACUGUCCAAAGGGCAACCCUCACCAGCAGCAGCUGCAUUUGCAGCAAUUGCGGCUGCCAACGCCGCCAAAGAAGCAGCAGUAGCAGCAAGUCUUGAGGCAGCAGCAGCACCAGCAGCAAAGAGAGAAUCACUCGCAAGACUAGCAAAUGCAUCAUCAAUAGCUGCACAGGCUUCUGAAGAAGCAGCAGCCGCAGCAGUGCUGGCAGCCUUUGGUAGCACAACAGCUAACGACGAAGUUGCACAAGCUGAAAAAACAGUGGCUGAAAAAGCAAUAAUAGUUGCAGGAAUAUUGGAAUCAGAAUUAUCAUCAGUGAGUGGACCCACAGCAGCAGCCACAGGUUUAUCCUUAUCAGCAGCGCAAGCAGUGGCAGCAAUGACAGAAGCAACAGCACUGAUUGCAUCGACAGCAACAGGCGACUUGGUAGUAGCAGCAAAUGCAGCAGCAAAAAGUUCAGCAGCAGCAGCAAGGGCAGCGCUGGGGGCACUCCCAAUCAAAGUCGUGGGUACACCCACAGGGCAAACAACACCACCAGUGACAGGAGCCCCAUCAACACCACCCACAGAAGAACAAACUGCAGCAAUAAUCGCGUCCACCUCAGCAGCAGCAGCAGCAACUGCAGUGGCAGCCUCAACAGCAGCAGUCAGUGGAGCAGCACCCAAAGAAUUAGAAGCUGCCAUAACCCAGGCACGAGCAGCAGCUCGAGCUGCCACCUUAGCAGCAGAUGGAACAGCAUCAGUAUCCCUGGCAGUAGCAGCAGCUGAAGACGCUGCAGAGGCAGCAGAAGCAGUAGCAUUAGCAGCCAUUCAAGCAGCAGCAAGUGCACCUGCAUCAAUUAGAGAUGUAAUGGCAAAUAUAGCCAAGGAAUCAUCAAAAGCUGCAAUGGCAGCAAGGGCAGCAGCAACAGCAGCAAAAGCAGUCAACGAGGCAGCUUCAGCAGCAGCAUCUCAACAAGCAUUGAUGGAAACAGCAGAAGCUGCCAAAGAAGUGGGGAAAUCCUCAAACGAUGCAUUGGCGACAUUAUCAGCAAUCCCAGCAGAAAAAGCAGCACAAAUGACAGAAGAAUCACGUUCAGCAAUAGCAACAGCAGAAACAGUGGCAGACAUCGCAGGAGCAACAGCAUUGUCAGUAGAAUCAGUAGUAAAGGCAGCAACAGCAAACAACUCUGAAAUAAUGAAAUCAAGUACAAAUGCAGCAGCAAGAAGUGCAACAGCAGCAGCAAGGGCAGCAGUGAGGGCACUCCCAAUUAAAGCCGUGGGUACAGCCACAGGGCAACCAUCAAAUAGUCAAACAACAGCACCCACAGAAGAACAAACUGCAGCAAUUAUCGCGUCCACCUCAGCAGCAGCAGCAGCAACUGCAGUGGCAGCCUCAACAGCAGCAGUCAGUGGAGCAGCACCCAAAGAAUUAGAAGCUGCCAUAACCCAGGCACGAGCAGCAGCUCGAGCUGCCACCUUAGCAGCAGAUGGAACAGCAUCAGUAUCCCUGGCAGUAGCAGCAGCUGAAGACGCUGCAGAGGCAGCAGAAGCAGUAGCAUUAGCAGCCAUUCAAGCAGCAGCAAGUGCACCUGCAUCAAUUAGAGAUGUAAUGGCAAAUAUAGCCAAGGAAUCAUCAAAAGCAGCAAAGGCUGCAAAGGCAGCAGCAACAGCAGCAAAAGAAGCCAGCAAAGCAGGAGCAUCUCAAGAAGCAUUGAUGGAAACAGCAGAAGCUGCCAAAGAAGUGGGGAAAUCCUCAAACGAUGCAUUGGCGACAUUAUCAGCAAUCCCCGCAGAAAAAGCAGCACAAAUGACAGAAGAAUCACGUUCAGCAAUAGCAACAGCAAAAACAGUGGCAGUCAUCUCAGGAGCAACAGCAUUGUCAGUAGAAUCAGUAGUAAAGGCAGCAACAGCAAACAACUCUGAAAUAAUGAAAUCAACUACAAAUGCAGCAGCAAGAAGUGCAACAGCAGCAGCAGGCGUUCAGCUUUCACUGGUAUCAGGGACAAAUGUAACCCCAUCUACAGCAAGCCCCACACCAGGCAGCACUGCAGCAUCAACCUUGGCAACAACAACAACAGCAGCAGCAGCAUCACCUGUAGAAGUUAAAGCAAAGGAAACUGCAGUCGUGGCGUCAACAGCAGCAGCAGCGGCAGCGGCAGCAGCUGCCUCAGCAGCUGCGGCAGCUUCUGGACCAGCAGCAUCCACAGCAGCCAGGAAUGCAGCAGUAGCUGCAAAACAAGCAGCAAAGGCUGCUGCAUUAGUUGCAGCAGGGGCAGCACCAGUGGAAACAGCAGCUGCAGCAGCAAGAAAAGCGGCUGAAGCAGCAGAUCUGGCAGCACAAGCAGCCGUAGACGCAGCAUUAAAACAAGGAACAGCAGGACAAACGCAGCAAGCAGCGCUGAUAGCAGCAUCAGCAAUUAAGUCGGCAAAUGCAGCAAAAACAGCAGCAGCAGCAGCAACGUCGGCAGCAGCUGCAAACGCAAAUCCAGCAACCAUCUCAGGAGCUGCUGAAGCUGCCAGAUCAGUGGCCACAGCAUCAAAAGAAGCAGUAGAACAGCUGCAGGACGUUUUAUCACAGGCCACAGGCUCGACCGCAGCAGAGAAAGCAGCGAUAGCAGGGGCACAGGCAGUGGCAGAGAUGGCACAGGCAACAGCAGCAGUAGCCACAACAGCAGCGGAAACAGCAGAAGACGCAGCAUCAGCAACAUCUGCAACAUCCGCGGCAGAACUCACAGCAAUAAUGACAUCAGCAGCACAAGGGGCGGUGACAUCGGCCUCAGCCGCAGCAACAGCAGCAGAGGCCCUCGCUGACCAAAGCAACGCAGCAGCAGCAGGUGGAUCUGGAUCUGGGUCUGGGUCUGGGUCUGGGUCUGGGUCUGGAUCUGGGUCUGGAUCUGGGACUGGAUCUGGGACUGGAUCUGGGUCUGGGUCUGGAUCUGGAUCUGGAGCUAGUUCUGGGUCUGGGUCUGGGUCUGGAACAGGAUCAAAUCCAGGAAGCAACACAACAGGAGCUGCGAGCUACCAUACGAUCAGCCUGGUUUCUGUGGGGAUCUCCGUCAUCGCUGCUCUGCUUCUGUGAGGAGCAACAUGACGCAGCUGCUGCACUGAAGGACUGACACGCUCAAUUGUAGAAUAUCAAGAUGUAUUUAUUCCUUUAUUUUAUCUCCAAUUCAUCGUGUGUGUACCAAAAUUAUACCAUUUUAUAUUUGUCUUUGACAGGUCAGAAAAGUUGGAUCAAAGGAAAUGAGAAAGGGAACAAUGAUCAAUAUUUGAAUAAUCACUAAUCAGUAAUAGAGUUAUUCAACUCUUUAAAUGGCUGUAAAUUAUCCUAUUUAUUAUCCUAUUUAUUGUGAGCAUGGUUUGUACUGAAUGAAACUGUUGUUAUUCUAUAGUUUAUUGCAAUUCAUAUUCGUAAUUGUGACGGUUUUUGAUUAUAAAUGAAAACAGCCGCUCUUGAUCUAAUUCAUGAAAGAAUGUGAUUAUGUCUUCAUCAAUAAAUGAACAAUUACUGCA